Molecule: messenger RNA, 291 nt
Organism: Protopolystoma xenopodis
Lineage: Eukaryota; Metazoa; Platyhelminthes; Monogenea; Polystomatidea; Polystomatidae
Source: the annotation of a GenBank genome assembly
AUGGUCUUUUUCUCACAGCCUCCGCAGCCCCAGCAGACGGUCGUCUUGCUUUUACGCAUCUGCAGUCAGGUCGGCGUCAAGGAGCAGAUUAGCUCCGGAUUGAGCCGACUCUUCCGGUCCCAGACAGUCCAGUCUUGCAGCCGACGAGGGCGGGAAGACUUCGACGAGCCGGACGAAGGCAGCCAACCCGUUCGGACUCGAAGGAUUGGCAUUGCACGACUCGUGUUGCCUCAGAAACGGGAUUCGCGAUCUGAACUGCUGCGUCGCGAAGAAGGUGUAUCGCGUCUGGCG